GAAUAAUUAAAAAGUAUUCCUAUUUAGAGGAACGAAGCUUUGGAGAAGUACGACAUAUUCAGCAGAAAAACAGCUAAAGGACGACCAAACUAAGAAAAGGAAAGAGAGAGAAUACAAAGUAUCAGAAAUGGAUGCUCAGCUCAUGCGGAGUCACUUCUCACAGGGGAGUCUCGGCGGGCUCUCUCCCUUCCCUGCUUACUCCUUCUCGUCUGCAGCUCACGCGCUUGGUUUCCACGUCUCACCGCCGGGUGCAUCGCCCGGAACUCACGGGGACCUUGCUAUCACGACAUCGAUGGCAGCAGCGGCUGCGGCGGUCAGGGUCCAGAGCUCUAUGAAGAAGGAUCUUAAACAUGUUUCCGGUGAUUGUUUUUCCUCCAAGAGCAAGAUGAUGAAGAUUGGAGGGAUCGAGGAUGAUCAUGAUAAAAAUGAUAAAGAUGACAAGGAUUCAAAUGAUAACAAGAGGAGGAGAAGUCGAACCAACUUCAAUGGUUGGCAGCUGGAGGAGCUUGAACGCGCCUUCAAUGAGAGUCAUUACCCAGAUGUCUUCACCAGGGAAGCACUCGCAAUGCGAUUGGACCUUGUUGAGUCACGUGUUCAGGUGAGGGUUUGGUUUCAGAACCGGCGUGCAAAAUGGCGGAAGAGGGAGAAUACUCGGAAAGGCCCCGGUCGCCCCGCCCACAACGCGCACCUGACAUCAUGCAGUGGAGACCCUAUCCCUCCUGAUGAACUUGAGCGAAGAGAGAGGAUGAAGAUGGAGAGGAAAAUCAAGAAACAAAAAGAGAAGACAGAUAAAGUACCGAAUCGACAGGUGUCGAGGAGAGUUGGUGGUGGCAGUCAGGCCGAAGGGAGUGGUGGUGGAGAUGGUGAGGAGAGAAGGCGAGACUCAUGUAGUUCCUCAACGGGUAUAUGUGUGGAUGGACCGGGAGGCUUCUUAGCGGACGGUCAUCUCUCCCAGAAAGACUUCAUGGAAAGCUCUAGCGCUGAACCUAGCGAGAUCGAUUCAGAAUGCAUGGACAGUAUGAGUAUUGAUACAACGGAGGAGCAGCGAAAACUCCCGGAUUCGCCGCGCUUCAAGUUAGCGGCACGAACACUCCUUAAUCCGCUGCGUGGCGUCGGGCCGUUACCGCGGUUCGACGGCGAUAAACUUCAAGAUUGCGACGCUGCCUCCGCAUUCCAUAGCUCGUUUAGUAUCGAUAGACUUCUGUCUCGCCAGCCGGAGCAGCACCGGGAUAUCAAACCAGGAACCGUCGCCGCAGCCGCCGCUGCCGCUGCCCUCUGGCCCGACUUCUGCCCUAGCUACGCGCUGGCAGCACCCAACCCUCUUGCGUGGGGCGCACUUACGACAUUCGGGUUCCCGAGGAUGUGGGCCGGUCUGACGGCUGAUCGACUAGCAGGUUGCCUGCGGGCUAACAGUCAGCAGAUGGGCCUGCUAGAUGCAUGGAGAGAGAGAAAGACAAUGAGUGUUGAGGCUCUAAGAAAGAAAGCACAGGAACAUAAAGAGGCGUUGAGUAAGAAUGAACUCAGCGACGGAUGAACAGAACUUGUAUAAAUAAAUGUAUCAAAUUAUUGUAGUGUAUGAUAGUUAUUAAUAUCUUACAAGUGUGGAGUGGAGGUUAUUGACAAAAAUAUUGAAGUUAUUUUGAAGAUUAAAUUAUAUUUACUUUUUAUGUGAAUCAGGAAAGAAUGAAUUUAUUAUAAGUUUAAAAAUCCAUUUUUUACCAAAUGGAAGAAAACAUGUAGGCCUAACGAUUGCCAUGGGAACUGUUUUCCAGGGCACGCAGGGGCGGGGACCUUUCGAUUUGUCUUCAUUCUGUAUUAAUUAAUAAUAUUAGAAAUUUUAUAUCAGUCUAAAAUCUGACCUUGGAUAUUUGCCUACAUAAAUACCAUGUUGUGGGUGUCACUCCCAAAACCUCGCCUUUGGCAAUAUGAGAAACUUACCAUAAUCAUCCAUGGUUAUUAAUGAUCAUCCAAUACAGCUCAUGUGGGCAAAUAGUGAUUCACUAUCAGUGUUUCAUAUCAGCUAGUAAGCCCAAUGGUUUCCAUUUGGUGUGCGUGCUAUAAUAUGUAGUGGCGUAGAAGCUUUAGGGUAUAUGGGUACACGCCCCCCCCCCCCCCCUCACCCACUGAAUAGUUAACACCGAGAUACGAAAUAGAGGGACAUAGAGAACGGACGAGAAUAACGUAUGGAUCAUUUCCUGUAUCCUUCCACUAAUCGGUAGCUUUGUAAAUGUGCAUUUAAUUUUCCGAGUAAGACCGGCGCCCCCCCCCCCCCCAUGGGCGGACACACACUACGCCAUUGCUGUUUUAUGCAAACAUAGUAUCCGAUGCUACCUCGGUUGUUAUCGUGAUUAUGGGGUUAUAUACAGUUGGGUAGUUAUUAAUAGGUAAAAUUAUUUCAAAGUUGACUGGUCAUUGAAUAGAUAAUACUACAUCGUAAACAUUCACUAUUGUGACUAAAUCGUCACUAGCUGCAAUUAAUCACUCACAUCACAAUUGGAUGUUAUUUAAUUUCUCAUUCCUGUGACAUACAUAAUGUGUUUACUGAUGUGCAUCUAGAGAGUGUGGGUUGAGGCACCUUGGUAAAUAAUAAUGGGUGGCCAUAAAAUUAUAUUAUAACCGGCUCUCGUAACUGACAGAGCCUUUUUCGCAAAACAUGAUGUUUGUCCUGCAUGUAUGAAUGUGCCGCUUUCGAGUAAGAUGGACCACUUUUAAAGGCACCAUUAAUCUUUUGAAAAUACAUUCUAUGAACUUAUUCCAAAAGAUAGUGGGAAGCAAAUCAUUUUGAGAGUGACAAGGUAUAUGAAAUGAAUUUUUUGAAUAAUCCAACUAUAUAGUUAUGAUGGUGAUUUUAACCAUGAUUCUAUAUAACGAUAGGAAUAGAAUUAGCUGAAAUGAUUUGUACAUCGUAUUGGGAUACUGGGUUUAUUAUGAGCAGUAUUUUUGCUAAGUAUUUUGAGGAAAGGUUAUGGACUUUACUCCAUCUUCUAGUUUCACAUUCAUAUCAAACCAAAAUUGAAGUUUAAAGACCAAAGAUCAACAUUCUUUAUUGCCAAAUUUUUUAACCGCCAAAAGUAUGUAAAACGAUUUCUUUGUUCGAUUGAAGAAACAAAAAUGACAUGAGGGCAAGGAUUUGUGGUUGUGAUAUUUCUCUCCAAGCCUUGAAUUCUUAUAAUGUUUGUCUGUUCGACAUGUAUGUUUUCAAGACUGGCAAACAUGUCUAUUUCGUUUUCUUCAUAAGUCUCUUAAACAAUACAAAAACCUAAUGGAAAUACACGCAGUGCUAUAUAUAUCUUGCUUUGUUAUCAUGGAGCAGCGAUUAUCUUUAAUACUAAUUACCGUACUAAAGAGGGAAAGACAAAUACAUGCUUCUUUAAACAUGUUAAAUGAUAUAAAUUGGCAAUAUCUUAAAAUGGGACAGUGAUGUUUAGCGCCUUUUCCAGAGAGAAAGAUUGUAACCUGACGUUAUAAGCACUAUGCAGAGAAUUAUUUUACCAUUACAGCAAAACAA
Strongylocentrotus purpuratus (purple sea urchin) is the source of this 3508-nucleotide messenger RNA. RefSeq names its product homeobox protein unc-4 homolog. Bases 128 to 1534 code for a protein of 468 amino acids. Lineage: Eukaryota; Metazoa; Echinodermata; Echinoidea; Camarodonta; Strongylocentrotidae. The transcript is spliced from 3 exons. Gene Ontology annotation, biological process: regulation of DNA-templated transcription. Gene Ontology annotation, molecular function: sequence-specific double-stranded DNA binding; DNA-binding transcription factor activity, RNA polymerase II-specific. The record is from RefSeq and is a predicted model, not a curated record.